CGUAUGGAUGCAUUUGUGCGGCCGUGUUCUAUAAUUAUUAUAAGCAAAAUCCGGAGGAGGGUAUGUAUCUAGUUUAUGUCUCCGCAGCAGGCGAGCCAGUGAAAAUGUCGCCGGAGAUAGAGGGAGUUGUCGCUAAAUACCCUGAUCUAUUUGAAGAGCCGAAAGGGGUUGUAGAGAGGGAAGUCGUCCACGCGAUAGAGAUUAUCCCAGGGUCUAGCAUUCUGAAGGGUAGGAUCUAUCAGAUGUCGCCAAGCGAGCUUGAUGAGCUUCGCCGACAGCUCAAGGAACUCGUAGAGAAGGGUUGGAUCCGGCUGAGCGUCUCCCCUUACGGAUCACAUGUCUUAUUUGUACCAAAGAAGGGGGGAACUUUGAGGAUGUGCAUUGACUAUAGGGGUCUCAAUGCCAUCACUGUCAAGAACCGAGAGCCCCUACCACGCAUCGAUGACUUGUUGGACCGAGUGCAAGGGUGCCGGUACUUCAGUAAGAUAGAUCUGAAGUUCGGGUACCAUCAGAUUGCAAUAUGUCCUGAGGAUCAACACAAAACCGUUUUUCAGACCAGGUACGGUCCGUACGGGUUUGUGGUGAUGCCUUUCGGCCUUUGCAAUGUUUCUGGCACCUUUCAACACGCAAUGAACCGGAUCUUUCAUGAUUACUUGGAUAAGUUUGUCAUCGUGUACCUUGAUGACAUACUUGUCUUGAGUAGGACUGUCGAGGGGCACGUUGGUCAUUUAGACAAAGUCCUUAGUCUCCUUCGGCAACACAAGUUCAAGAUCAACGACGAGAAGUGCGAGUUUGGCCGCACCCGUAGCUUGUACGUGGGUCAUGAGAUUUCCGCAGAGGGAUUGAAGCCCGAUGACGCGAAGGUGGCCAGCAUUCGUGACUGGCCGCGUCCGCAGUUUGUGACUGAGAUGAGGUCCUUCUUAGGUAUGACGGGCUACUAUCGCAACUUUCUGAAAAACUAUAGCAUAGUGGUCGCACCUUUGACGGACCUGACCCGCCUUGGCACCCCAUGGGAGUGGACAGACAGGUGUAAGGCUGCCUUCAGACACCUGAAGCAUGCUCUGACACACUAUGAGGUCUUGAAACUUCCUGAUCCUGACAAGCCGUUUAUAGUCACCACAGAUGCUAGCCAAUAUGGCAUAGGCGCCGUGCUCGCGCAGCAGGAGGGGCCAAAGUUGAGGCCUCUUGAGUACAUGUCCAAAAAGAUGUCCUCUCAGAAGUUGGCUAAGUCCACCUAUGAGAAGGAGCUCUAUGCGAUCUAUAAAGCGCUAACCCACUGGAGGCAUUACCCCCUUGGGCGGUUUUUCUACGGCAGGACUAAUCAUCAGACCUUGAAGUGGAUGAGAACCCAGCCUGUGCUCUCCGAUGCGCUGAAACGCUGGAUCGAAGUCAUUGAGCAGUAUGACUUUGAGCCCCAGUACCUCAAAGGUGAGUACAACAAAGCUGCUGAUGUGUUGUCGCGUAGGCCAAAUUUCUCCGGUGCGCUGAUCACUGAGUUUGGGCUUGCGGACGAUGUUACUCGCUCUUUGGUGGAAGCCUAUCGCGAGGAUCCGUUUAUGGUUGAGAUCAUACGCAGACUCGAGAUGAAGGACAAAACAACUUCUGCUGAGUUUGAGUUGGUCAAUGGCCUACUGUUUAGUAAAUAUGCUAGCUUAGUGGCAAUGCCUGAAACAACAAAAACAGAGUAUGUAAUUAGAGUCUUCAAGGAGAACUGGGUCAGGGACUUUGGGCUUCCUAAGUCUAUUGUUAGUCACAGGGACAUCAGAUUCACAAGCGAGUUGUGGAAGGCUGCAACUGCAGAACAGGUUACACAACUGCAAAUGACUUUCGGGAACCACCCAGAGGCGAACGACCAAGCAGAGCAGCUGAACCGCGCUGUACAACACCUGUUAAGGCACUACGUCAAGCCCAAUCAGGUGGACCGGGAUGAGAAACUUGCUCUCAUCACCAGCCUGUACAACAACGCUGUGCACAGCGCCACUGGGGUGAGCCCUAACAUUCUUCUACUGCCUUUCAAGCCUAGACUACCACUGAACUUCCUGUUACCUAAGAACCAGCCGACGGCUGCACCUGGCACACUAGAAUUUGCCUAUCGAUGUGAACAACUGAUGCAGCAGGCGGUAGAAGAGAUGCACAGGGCACAGGCGGCGAUGAUAGAGACUGAGAAUAAGCACCGCCGCCCAUCUACAUUCCAGGUAGGGGACAGAGUUUGGGUUAAGUCCUCAGAAUUGGGUCAGGAGCAAGGGAUCUCCCGCAAGCUCAUGCCACAGUACUUUGGACCCUGGGAGGUUCUAGAUAUCGUUGGGGAUGAUCCGGAUGGGCCUUCAUAUGUAGUUCAGAUCCCUGGACACCUUCGCACUUACCCAGUCUUCCACGCCUCCAAGCUCGCACCUUUCAGGGAAACUGACCAGUUUCCUUCUUGUCGCUCAAUGCUGCCCCCAACCAUGGAUGGAGAGGUCGACAUCGAUGACAUCGUGGAUCACAGAGAAAUGCCAGUUCCAAGGCCUACAGGCAGGGGACGACCUCCGAAACUGAGGCUGCAGUAUCGUGUUUGGUUCAGACAUCACACUGAUCCUAAGGAGGAUAGAUGGUUUACACGGGAGGAACUGAUGCAGACCGCCCCACAAGUGGUCGCCCACUACGAGAAGUUACUGCAGAAAGGAAAGCGCCAGAUUCAAUGAACUUCUCCGAGGACAAGGGAAGUAUGGAGGAGGGAAUGUGAUGCACAAGGCCUCGAUAUGCCCUACAGGGCCUAUUUUCAACACAGUC
Messenger RNA from Chara braunii, 2769 nucleotides. NCBI's taxonomy places the organism in Eukaryota, Viridiplantae, Streptophyta, Charophyceae, Charales, Characeae. The record is from the annotation of a GenBank genome assembly.